UAUAAAUAUAUUUUUUAGAUAACAGAAAACGAGUUUGACCUCAAUACCCAGGAUGCACCUCGCUCUUGCCAUCUUGUCGAGUGGUUGGUUAGAGAGCGGCAGCAGCAGUUAGCCAUAGAUAUAUAUGGAGUUAGCUCUCCGUUAGCUUCCUGCCGCUGUGGUACACUGGUUAUCUGUCAGCUAGCUGCUAGUAGCAGCUGCCAAAAGUGAGCUGUCCACACGGCGAGGGGCAAAACUUCACCGACUUUAAGACGUUUGCGCUGCCUACUGCUGGACUAUAUACUAUUUUUUUGGAAAGUCAAAGGAUUUGUUUACAUCAUGAUGUCGCACAUGCUGGUACCGAGGUAAAGGAAACAAGCUAACAUCAGCUAACUUAGCUCUUCGGCGAGAAAUUCAUAUCUAGCUGAGAGAGAGAAGAGUGGGCUGCGAGACCGGGCCGCCUCAGACUAAAGUACCGGUGGCAGCUGCUGAACAACAACUUUGACAAGGGCCUGUUUGCAACUCCGCUGCCGGGACACAAGAAAGGCCGAGCAGGUGACCGGAGAGGCCGGAGAGGGAGCAGCAGUCGCCCGUGUGUUGGGACCGGACACCGCAGGAGUUUGGCAGGAUCUGGCCCCCCGGUUGUGACACUUUUCUCCGACACGAGAGAGGAAGAGGAACGAUAUGGAAAUGUCCUGUGACGGUACGUGUCUGUGUCAUACCCUUCAGCUGUGAAGUACUUUUCAAGACAUUAGUCCAGCACUUUGUUUCACUCGGGAGCAGACAGACUUGACGCAGAUAGUCAACAUGUCGAAAAUGCCGGCGAAGAAGAAAAGUUGUUUCCAGAUCACGAGUGUAACGCAGGCUCAGGUGGCGGCCAGCAGCAUCACCGACGACACCGAGAGCCUGGACGACCCGGACGAGUCCCGGACAGAGGAUGUGUCGUCGGAGAUAUUUGACGUUUCUCGGGCCGACCUCGGGGUGUGUGAGAGGAGUUCAUCAGAGGAAACCUUAAACAACGUGGGAGAGCCUCAAGAUGGCCAGCCGCCUGCCACGGGUCCUGUCAACGGGGGGCUCUCUUAUAAAAGUAUAGGCACUGGUGGUCGUGUCACCCCACAUAAUUUAGGAGGAAAUGUGCCUGUGCCAGCUACAACACAAUCCAUUGUUCCAAGCUCAGCCACCCAUCAGUCAGUAGUCAGCACAGCUCCUGCUGCCACUGUGGCUCACACAGCUCCUGUGAGCACCAGCUGUAGUUCACGUUUCAGGGUCAUUAAACUUGACCAUGGUACCGGAGAGCCCUUCAGACGGGGCAGGUGGACAUGCACUGAGUUCUAUGAGAGAGAUUCAGAUUCAAAUGUUAAUCGAACUGUGGACAGUAUAAAGCCAGCUGUAACCCUUGAUCACAGUAUAGACAGUGGGCUCGGGACCACCAGUAACUCUGUGGUCACUAGCUGUGCUUUUUCUGCACAGGCUUUGGAGAACACCACAGAUAGUGGCUUCUCCCACCCAUCAGAGCCUCUGCAGCAUGGCUACAGCUUGGCUCCUCACAUAGGUAACGGAGCAAGUGCCUUCCAGCCCACAGGGUAUACAACUACAGCAUCACCACAACAGGCUCAGGUCAAUGUGCAGCCUGUUGCUCCCCAGACCUUCCUCUCUAACAGCCUCAAUGGUGUGCACCAUGGUGCCAUGCACCAGAAGUCUCCCAUUAUGCCUCCUGCCACGCAGGCCCAGCAGUUUGCCUAUUCUACUCAUCCUACUGGCCUCUCCGCUGGCCAGUCGGACUAUCGUCAGCAGCACUUUGUUUCAAGCACUCAGAACCUUCCCAUGUCUGCCCUCCCUGCGGGGCCUCCAACCAGCCAGGUACCAUCGCCUCUAAUCACCGCUGCUGGUCCAGGAGCCCAUGGGCCCGGUGGAGAAGCCGCCUCAGCCCAGGGCCUCUUGCUGCAGGUGGGCAAUACAUCAGCCAUGACACCUGUCCUUCCAGGAAGUGGCCAACAGCAGCAUGUUAGCCAGCCUUCAGGAGGGUUAGGCAUUGCCUCUGCACCUUCUGUCACCACCACCACCUCCCACAGUGGUGUCCAGAAUGCUCCUGCCACAGUGCCCAGUACCACCAACACCCCUCCGGGAGUGCCCAGUCAUGCGUCUGGCCAAGGAGCCCACGGAGGAGCAACAACAGGCCUUCCCUCCGUCUUCAGCAACCAGGCAGAAGAUAGGAGCCAGAAGUCUGAUGCCCUACCUCAGCCUGGUGCCAUUGCGGUGCCAGGGAAAGAUGGUGUAAAGCCUUUUAUCGGCGAGAGCCUCCACCUGGCCACUCCUGCUGUCAACAGCCUGUUUGGCAUCCAUAUUACCAUGGAUGUGGAUGAGGACAGUGCAUCCGGUGCCAGCGUCGUCGCCAUCGAUAACAAGAUUGAGCAGGCAAUGGACUUGGUGAAGAGCCACCUGAUGUACGCUGUCCGCGAGGAGGUGGAGGUGUUGAAGGAGCAGAUCAAGGAGCUGUACGAGAGGAACUCUGUGCUGGAGCGAGAGAACGCUGUGCUGAAGUCGCUGGCCAACACGGAUCAGCUGAGCCAGCUGUCCAAUCAGCUCACCCCGGGCAGCGCGUCGCCGCCGCUGCAGCAACAGCAGCAGCAGCAACUCCAGCUCAUCACAAACAACAAUAACAACAACACCCCCUUGGCUCACCACGAGGGCAGUCAGAACGUCCCCCAUCAGCCCAACAUCACCUCGGCGUGAUUCCCGUUCCCCCAAAUACACAAACACACACCUCCCAUGGACAGGAGUGGAAGAUCCUGUUAGUAAAGACAACAACUGCUACCGUCCCCUCAGCUUCAUUAAGCAAAAGGCUCUGCGUUAAAUAUGCUCCAUUUGAGGAAAAAAAAAUCAACAGCGACAUCUUCGUUUGCCAACAAGAGCCAUGCUUCAGUGUGUGCACGUUGUCGUCACCGGGCUUCACAUUAUUAAGACAUUUACCACCCCUCAAAGUCUUAUUCUGUCCCCCGUGUUUGGCUGCAAAAAGCUGAAAAAUAAGGAGGGACAGAGGAGCUGGUGCACACCAGAACUGCAUGCUGUUCUUGUGCAGGAGGGUGGGGGUGGGGGUCAAAGGGCACAGAGAGCUUGAUUUGUUGGGGCAACAAGUGGUGGUAGAGGGCGAUGCAACCCUGUGAGAGGUGAGAGGGUCCUGUGACAUCCAGCAGGGACUGUCCUCCCCAGUAUCCCCAAUCCCACAUCACUCCAGGGCUGAAAGAGGCCAGAGAGCCGAGGGAGGAGUGGGGGAGAGGAUCCGUCCUCCCUGAGCGGAGGAGGGAAGCCGGCGGAAUGAGUGGAGCGAGUCGAGAGCCUCGGCUUGUUAUAUGCUGCAACAAACGCUUGUGUUGUUUUCUCAGAGCCACCAUACUUUGACAUGAAUCAUAAUACUUUUUUUUUUUUUUUUUUUCAUUAGUUCAGUUUUGGUAUUUGCAUUUAUUUAUUUCAGGGCUGCUAUUUUCAUAAUGUAAAUGAACAAUGUCAUAUUAACAAAAAAAAAAUCAAUAAAACCUUUCUCUUUGGUCUUUUGGUAUUUAGAAUCUGUCAGGUAUUACAUUUGGUAGUUCUCGCAACAAGUAGAUCUCAAUAAGUAGGCAAUAAGUUCCAUAAUAGAAACUUUUCUUUCACAUGAGAUAGUGCUAACACUAAAGCCGAGCUUACAUUAGGUGAAAUCCAGGUUGAAUGUAUAUUUUGUAAAGUGUAAAGUAUUAAGAGCGACGAGGGUUUGUACAGGAGAACGCCUGUUGUUUAAGAUGUGAUGGGAUGUUUCGAUAAAGAAAACUAUUAAUUUACUUUUUCUAGACUUUCUUUGUCAAAACAGAUAAAAUUUGGGGGUUUGGUCGGGGGAAUGAAAAGCUGUGAAAAUUGUUCGACCUACUUUAUAACCAAAGACGCAAAGCUGUGUAAGUCUUUUUUUUUUUUCUUUCCCAUUUUUAAAUGCACACUCUUACUUUUCUUGCUCUCUCCUUCCCUAUAUUUUUGUUGCUGUUUUGCAUGUUCUGCAUGAUAUAUAAUCAAACCACUUUCUUACCUCAUGUUUUUAUCCAGCACUCUUUAUUUUUUUUUUGUCAAGUCUGUGAAUGAUUGUGAAAGGGUUUAUGAAAGAGAAAGGGAACAAUGGGCAGAGAGGGUGGAGGAAGUAGUUGAGGGUAAAAGAAAGAAUGGCAAGGUGUUUGUGUCAGAUGGAGAGAAGCACCUCGUGCACAAAACCGUCAGAAAAGGAGCCAUCUUUUUUUCUCUUUUUUUUUCAUGUAAAUGCUGUGUUAAAUUUCAUAUGCAGAGAAAGUUUUUGUUACAUUGCAGAUUUUAAUGUAUUUAAUGAAAUGCAGCAAUUAGAUUUUGAUUGUAGUGUACACACACUUUGCUUACACAGAAAAAAAUUACAACAAUAUCCGCAGAAAAACAAAACAAUGGAAACUAUUAAACAUUUCACACUUUAAAGCUGGAACCCAGUCGAUUGUGUGUGUGUGCGCAUAUUAUGGGAUGUCCUGUACGUGUCACGUCUUUUGUGCCUCCUGUGCCGUCGUCUGCUGUCGUCAGGCGAUUCGGUUUCUUUCUCUGUGGCUUAGAACCAAACCAAAAUGCUUGGUAAUUGUACAAUCAGUCAUCUUUUUACAGGAUGGACUUUGAUUUUCCUUUUUUUUUUUUUUUUGCAAACAGGCUUAUUUCUUCUAUCAUUAGAGUAUUUCUUUCUUUUUUUUUUUUUCUUUCAUUUGAAGGAGAUGCCGUGUACAUGCCAAGUGUACUGUAUGAAAGUGAUCACUGAGCCUUGGAGAAAAUAUCUUAACAAUGCCCUUGUAAUGUGCUGUUCAGACAAUUUUAGUUUUCAGUCAAAAAAAUAAAUUACUGUUUUAUUAAGACAA
This is a messenger RNA of Centropristis striata (black sea bass), 4865 nucleotides long. RefSeq names its product TSC22 domain family 2 (gene tsc22d2). The record is from RefSeq and is a predicted model, not a curated record. The coding region runs from base 787 to 2712 and encodes 641 amino acids. The transcript is spliced from 3 exons. Gene Ontology annotation, biological process: regulation of transcription by RNA polymerase II. Lineage: Eukaryota; Metazoa; Chordata; Actinopteri; Perciformes; Serranidae.